UGUGGCAACGGUCCCGUUUUGUUGCUAUAGCAACGCUGAAGUUACUGCGUACAAGAAUGCGAGACGGUUCAAGUUGGAUCUUAGCUCGCCACCGAGGUUUCAUCAACUUUAUGAGACUUUGAUUUUGUAUUAUUUCUCGGAGGGUGGCAAAAAAUGGGAUGCGCAAACUCCACGACAACAGCAACAGUCGUGCGGCGGCUGACGACUGACCAGACUGAUACUGGAAGUAAACAUGGUGACCGUGAAGACUCGGCCGUGUCAAAGGGCACCACAGAUAGUGGGGUUGUGGUGGAGAACAGAGACGUCUUGGUCCUACCUGGGGAUAUCCCGGGGAUACUUCCUCCCCUGUCAUCGGGCAGCUUCACCACAGGGUACACGGAGGAAGUUACGAAAGAAACUGAUGCUCCAGUUGUCCCGCAGCAGGACGAGCCAGUAAAGCAGCGACAAAAAUCCAGUGAGAUUCUAGAGGAGCUGAUGAGUGAGGGGAUCAUCCCAGCGGGACAGAGCAAAGAGACCCUCAGUGGGACUUCCUACAGCCUUACAAUGGAGGAUGAGGGAGUCGUCACACGAAGGCCUCCUGCCCGAUUGAAGUCUCUGAAAGUCAAAAAGGCUCAAACGUUCCACAGCAGAGAAGAGAUAGAUGAGAAGAUGAGGCUCGCUGAAGUGAGACGCAAGUCCAACGAGGAGACCCUCAAGACCCGUUUACGGACAAUGUCUGCUCGAGUUCGCGUUCCUGCUCCAAGAUCAAACCCCAGCAGUGAUGAGGACACCUCCCUCAUACCUGUGCAGUCCCUUCCGUCACCUGAACUGUCUCAAUCUCCGGAACAGCUCAGCCAGGACCCUCACGGAUCCCCACAAGAAGCAGAAUUGGUUGAGGAGACUUCAGAUGAUGGUGAGGAACUUAAGAAGCAAAUGCAAGUAAUAGCAAAGAGCUCAGAAGAGGAGGAGGAGGAGGAGGCGACACGGGUGGAGGAGUUCAAGGAUGGUGAGCUGGAGGUUGAUUCAAGCUUUCAGCAAACAAAAGACAAAGACGACUCAUUUUAGCCUCUAUUGCAUUAAAUGUCAAGUCAUAUUUAAGAAGGCAUUGUUUGAAAUAAACAACAAAAAAAGAAAGAAUAAAAUAUUUUAUUUCGCAUGGUCACAAACCCAGUAAACCUGUAAAAUGUUAUAAAUCACAAUGUAUAUAUUGCUUAUAUAUAAAAAAAAAACUCAAGUGCUCAAUGUGCUGCUGAGUUUGACAUAUGCUCUUGCCAAAAAGAACAAAACAAUUUAAAUCAGACUUAUGUUUUACAGGAAGUUGAGAGAAAUCCAAAUGUGUAAGUUCAGCGUAAAGCCAGUUCUUAUUUUAAACACUAGAGGGCAGUGUCAAUGCAUUUUCUUUGCAACAUGAAAUGUUGGAUUAAUAAAACCUUAAAAUACGCAGAGA
Messenger RNA from Oryzias melastigma (Indian medaka), 1426 nucleotides. RefSeq names its product stathmin domain containing 1 (gene stmnd1). The coding region runs from base 154 to 1044 and encodes 296 amino acids. The record is from RefSeq and is a predicted model, not a curated record. NCBI's taxonomy places the organism in Eukaryota, Metazoa, Chordata, Actinopteri, Beloniformes, Adrianichthyidae. The transcript is spliced from 5 exons.